CCUGCCCGUCUCUUGCCCCAGGCAGCCCGUCUCCUGCCCGUCUCCUGCUCCUCCGUCUGCCUGCCUCCUUCUCCCCCCGCUUUCUGCCCGUGCGUUGCCCGUCUGCCUGCUCGUCUCCUGCCCCUAGCCCGCCCAUCUUCUGCCCCCCCCGUCUGCCCGCCUCAAACCCCUCCGCCACCUGCCCUCCUCCUCCUCCGGUGCCCCGGAUCCAGGGUGUGCCCUUCGGCCGUGAGGAGCGGGGCCCGAGGCCGUGAGCGGGAGGAUGAAGGGCUACGCGACCGGCUCCCCUCCCGGAGGCUUCGCCGGCCGCCGGGCGCAGAUGAACGGCUACGGCUCGCCGUCGUAUCCCCCGUCGGACGCGGGGUCCGACGCGCGGUCCAGCGCCAAGGCCCUGUACGGGACCGAAGGAUUGUUCUUCUUCAGAUCGUCGUCCAAGCAGAGGAAGAAAGAGCGACGGAAGGACUACGCCCGCGACGGCGUCGGCCGCGCGUCCGAGGUCUCCCGGUACCGCGUGGAGCACCUCACCACGUUCGUGCUGGACCGGCGGGACGCCGUGGUCACCGUGGACGACGGCAUCCGCAAGCUCAGGCUGCUGUUGGCCAAGGGCCGGGUGUGGACGCAAGACAUGAUCCUGCGGGUGGACGACAGAGCCGUCGGCCUCGUCGACCUGGAGUCGGGGAACGAGCUGGAGCACUUCCCCCUGAGCACCGUGCAGCUGUGCCAAGCCGUGCUGGACGCCUGCAGCUACGACUCCGUGCUCGCCCUGGCCUGCAAGGACCCGGCGCAGAGCAAGCCCGACCUGCACCUCUUUCAGUGUGACCCGGUCAAGGCCGACCUCAUCUGCGAAGACAUCGAAAGCGCCAUCGGCGACAGCAGAGGGGGGAAGCCGAAGAGGCGGCCGGAGGUGCUGAGGAUGGUGUCCCAGGCGGACGGCGGGAUCCCCCCGCCCCCGAGAGCCCCGGCCCCCGCCCCGCCGGGCACCGUCACCCAGGUGGACGUGCGAAGCCGCGUGGCGGCCUGGUCCGCGUGGGCCGCCGACCACGGAGACCUCGAGCGGUCCAGGCAGUACCAGGAUCCGGAAGAGUCCGCCGAGAUGACCGCGGCCCGGAUCGAUCGGGAUGUCCAAAUCCUGAACCACACGCUGGACGACAUCGAGUUCUUCGUCACCAAGCUCCAGAAAGCGGCCGAGGCCUUCUCCGAGCUGUCCAAGAGGAAGAAGGCCAAGCGGAGCAAGAAGAAGGCACCCGGGGAGGGCGUCCUGACGCUGCGGGCCCGGCCUCCUCCCCCGGACGAGUUCCUCGACUGUUUUCAGAAGUUCAAGCACGGCUUUAACCUCCUGGCCAAGCUGAAGGCCCACAUCCAGAACCCCAGCGCAGAGGAUCUGGUGCACUUCUUAUUCACCCCAUUGAACAUGGUGGUGCAAGCGACCGGGGGUCCCGACCUGGCGAGAAGCGUCCUGAGCCCCCUCCCGACACGGGACACGGUGGACCUGUUACAGGGCACGGUCCGAGCGGAAGAACAACAGCUCUGGCUGUCGCUGGGAGACGCGUGGAUCAGGACCAGAGCCGAGUGGCCCAGAGAUCAGUUCGUCCCUCCGUACGUCCCGCGGUUCCGGAAUGGCUGGGAGCCGCCCCUCCUCGGCUCCCAGGCCGCGACCCCGGGCGCGGCACCGGACGAGCAAGACCGCCACCAGCUGGCCGAGUCCGUGGCGGGCAUGGCGGACCACCGGCGGGAGCAGGAGCGCAGCAGGCUGUCUGCCGAGCAGGCCACCGUGCCGGACUUCCUGCCGCCCGACAGGGGCUACGGGAGCCGCGGGGCCCCGCAGAGGAGGCUGGCCAGGUCCAAGUACGACUUCACGGCGCGCAACAGCAGCGAGCUUUCCGUCAUGAAGGACGACGUCCUGGAGAUCCUGGAUGACCGGAAGCAGUGGUGGAAGGUCCGAGGCACCGGCGGCGACUGUGGCUUUGUGCCCAACAACAUCCUGGACCCCGUGCGGCCCCAGGAGCCCGGCCUGCCCCGCUCCGACCCGCCCUUCACGCACACCAUCCAGAAGCAGAGGCCGGAGCGGAGCCCGCGGCAGCCGGACCCCGCCAGCAUCCCGGCCCCUCCUUCGACCCCGGCCCCGGCCGCCGGCCCCCUGCCUCCGGCGGGGCCCGCGCCCGCCCCGAAGGGCGCCCCGGCCGCCGGCGGCGGCGAAGGCGGCGGGGGCGGCAUCCUGCGAGACAGCCUGAAGCACAAGCGGCCCUCCGGAGACGGGCGGAAGUCGCAGAUGGAGGAGGUCCAGGACGAGCUGGCCCAGAGGCUGACCAUCGGGCGCGGGGCCGCGCAGAAGAAGUUCCAGGCUCCGCGGCCCACCCCGCCCGCCGUCCACGUCACCUACGACUCCUCCCCGGACCAGGUCAAGCUCUGGCUCCAGUCCAAGGGCUUCGGCCCCGUGACGGUGACCAGCCUGGGGGUGCUGACGGGCGCCCAGCUCUUCUCCCUGAACAAGGACGAGCUGCGGUCCGUGUGUCCCGAGGGCGCACGAGUCUACAGUCAGAUCACCGUGCAGAAAGCCGCGCUCGAGGACAACGAAGGCAGCUCCGAACUGCAGGAGAUCAUGCGCCGACGCAAGGAGAAGAUCGCGGCGGCCGGCAGCGAUUCCGGGGUGGAGUCCUUCGACGAAGGAAGCGGCCACUGACCGCCUCUCGGUUUUCCCUCUCCGCGCCCCUGGGCCUCGUGAAGAAGAAGAAAAGAAAAAUCACACUCCUCUUUGUUUUCCGGUACCCAAUCUGUCGCCCCGAAGGAAGCCCGCCCAAGCUGAGGCAGUUAGCGUUUGAAGGGCUGGCCCGAAUUUAGAUGGUCGUCGUCGUUCUCACUGCUCGUAGGAAACGCCGAGCUCAAGGGGAGGCCCGGCCUCGGGGCUCGUUCCCCUUCGCCGCCCGGACCCCCGGGAGGAGACGGACGGGUCUGGCCACCUCCGGUCCGGCGUGGCCGGAGGCCGGAGAGGAACGUCAGGGUCCGGCGGCCCGGGACUGACUCCGAAAGCCAACGCUCUCCAUCUCGGCCUCGCCGGGCCCGACGAAGGUGGCACCCGGGGAUGGGCGUUGGGUUCCAAGCCGCACGGGCGUCUUCUAUUUGAGUUCAGCGAAGGGGCCGUCGCGUAGCCGAGUUUGUCGGAGGGGUCGGGUUUCCCCCUCGGGAAGGCGAGCAAUUAAAUCGACACAUCUUAAUCCCGCGAGAGAAGAAAGAGGACCCGGGUUUCCCAACAGAUUGGUAUUUGGGGGACACAGUUGAUUUUUGCCACUCCACCUUAUAUUGUUUCACGUAUACGAAGAGAUGAUAUGUAAGAACGUUGUAUAUUUUAACACGAUGCCAUUAGGGAUAUUAUCUAGAUUCAUUGAUUUUCAUAGCGCCUUUUUCCACACGAGUCAGCGGGAGGUCUGCAAUAAAUAGUAGUUGCGAUACGG
Ornithorhynchus anatinus (platypus) is the source of this 3449-nucleotide messenger RNA. RefSeq names its product epidermal growth factor receptor pathway substrate 8 (gene EPS8). NCBI's taxonomy places the organism in Eukaryota, Metazoa, Chordata, Mammalia, Monotremata, Ornithorhynchidae. Bases 263 to 2680 code for a protein of 805 amino acids. Gene Ontology annotation, molecular function: actin binding. The record is from RefSeq and is a predicted model, not a curated record. Gene Ontology annotation, cellular component: vesicle; ruffle membrane; plasma membrane. Gene Ontology annotation, biological process: positive regulation of ruffle assembly; regulation of Rho protein signal transduction; Rho protein signal transduction. The transcript is spliced from 22 exons.